Messenger RNA from Seminavis robusta, 2473 nucleotides. The record is from the annotation of a GenBank genome assembly. NCBI's taxonomy places the organism in Eukaryota, Bacillariophyta, Bacillariophyceae, Naviculales, Naviculaceae.
AUUUUCAGAUUUUCAGUUGCGUGAUGGACAUCGUGUCAUCGUGUCCGUCCAAAAGACGUCCAUCAAACGAAGAGAUUUCGGAGAGCGUUACUUCCAGAACUGUAGUGCAAGAGGAGAAUAGGAACAGAAGAGUGUUACAGUCGUCCAAUGGCAGAAGAAGAAGGAUGGGUUGUCCCCUUUGUUCCCUUUGCGUCGAGCAUUGAUUCGCCUUUUUGGGUUCGAUACUGUCGCGAAAAGCUGGAAACGAUUCAAUUGAGUGAAGAUCCAAUAUCUCUUCGAGCCAGCUAUGGCGUGGAAGGACCACCUCGAUUGCAAUGUCAAGAGAAUGCCUUUCAAGAGCAGACUUCGGUUGUUGCCAAUGAACGCGUCGGUGUGGCAUUGACGUUGCGAGGGUUCAAUACGAUCGAAUCCUUUCAGAAAUGCGACAAGAAUCAGAUGAUUCAUGAUUUCUUUGCACCCGAGUUCUUGGAUUCCAGUCAAUCGGCUCUCAAAGUCAUGAAUUCUGUGCUUCUCUGUGUGUAUCCUGAACUUAAGAGCCACAGAGUCCUCUAUUGGAUGGGCGUCCCUGCGAUCUUGACCUGCUCUGGAAAGUCCGUUCGUGCGACGCAACAGACACCCCUGACGGAAGCUUGGAGCGCUGAGGAAAUACAACAAUUAGACAACAACAUUGACUCGUUGAGACGGUCCAAUCUACAAGAAAACAGCCAGGGACUGCCUCCAUUCUUUCUUGUCACCAAGACUACUUGCAAGAGCUUUUCCGUGGAAUCCUACACACAACUAAAACAGCAAUCCACAUCGCCUGACGAUGAGAUUGUUUUUGCAUUUUGCGAUCCUUCAGGCCCAACACCCAUCCAACCACAACAACCCAUGGGAUGGCCACUGCGAAAUCUAGUGGCUUUCUUAUGCCAUCACUUGGACUUGGGAAGGAAGACUGUCAAAGUGCUCAGCUACAGACCUGCACUAAUCCGACGCAUUGUAGAGGAAAAAGAAAGCUCAGGUGGUGACAUGGGUGACAAGAGUAUUUUGCUCACCAUUCGAGUGCCAAGCAAGAGUGACUUCGAAUGGCCAGCCGUAGAUGCUGCAGCGCCAAAGCAACACAAAGUCUUGGGAUGGGAGCUCAAUGCACGAAACAAACCAGGGCCCCGCUGGGUCAACCUAAGGCCGUUGCUGGAUUCCAAUCAUUUGGCAAUUCAGGCUGCUGACUUGAACCUCAAACUCAUGAAAUGGCGCAUGAUCCCCACACUCAACGUGGAUCAACUCCAAAAAACCAAAGUCUUGCUCAUUGGUGCCGGCACCCUGGGAUGCAGUGUCGCACGAGUCUUGGUUGGAUGGGGCAUUCGAAACAUGAAAAUUGUCGAUUAUGGCAAGGUUUCCUAUUCCAAUCCAGUCAGACAGAGUCUCUUCACGCUCGAAGAUUGUCAUUUUGACAAUGGGAGUGGACGGCUCAAAGCAGCUGCGGCAUCGGAUGCGCUCAAAACCAUUGCGGCAGAUAUGCAAAGCGAAGGCAUCAAGUUGUCCAUACCCAUGCCUGGCCACCCCGAGACACGAGAGUGUAUCGAGGAGUCUGUUAGCACGCUAGACGCCUUAGUGAAAGAGGCGGAUGCUGUCUUUUUAUUGACCGAUACACGGGAAUCCAGAUGGUUGCCCACGGUCAUGGCUGCUGCACACGACAAGAUCCUAAUCAAUGCCGCGUUGGGUCUGGAUAGUUGGUUGGUGAUACGCCAUGGUGCAGGUGCCUCUGACGAGACAACCGAAUGCCCCCGACUUGGAUGCUACUUUUGCAACGACAUCGUGGCACCCGAAAACUCGACCAAAAACCGCACGCUCGAUCAGCAGUGUACUGUGACACGACCUGGAUUGGCCCCCAUUGCCAGUUCCAUGGCGGCAGAACUUAUGGUUUCACUCUUGCAUCAUCCAAAGCGGCAAUCUGCACCGGCACCCAAGGCGGGUAGCAUGGGAGCAUUCUCUCCUACGGCUGCGAGCGACGAUCCAUCAUCUUCAGGGCCCCUGGGUAUCAUCCCACACCAAAUCCGGGGGUCAUUGGUGAGCUACACCAUGAUGGCACCUACCGUACCAGCUUUCAAGCACUGCACGGCAUGUGCUGCACCUGUCAUUGAAGCCUACAAGAAAGAGAAAAUGGAUCUUGUUUUCAAUGCCUGCCAAUCAAAGGACGGUGUCUUUCUCGAGAAUACGUCGGGUCUGACUGGUUUUCGUGCGGACGCAGCUGAAAAGAUUGCGGACAUGGAAGAUUGGGACGAGGAUGAUGAUGGUGACAUGUAGGGGAGUGAGUAGUACCUGGUACCGUAUUUUUGUGUGACAAGGUACUCGGCAGUUAGCAGCGCACCUACACCACCGUGCUGUUUUCUUGACUAGCACUUGCUGAUUGCAGAAAGCUCUUCGAAUAAUUAUCUUGGGCAGAAAUCCAAACGUGAGGGAUACCCGGCAUAACCGUAGUUUUUCAACGUUUUGUAUG